This is a messenger RNA of Vigna radiata var. radiata (mung bean), 651 nucleotides long. RefSeq lists its product as uncharacterized. The coding region runs from base 37 to 567 and encodes 176 amino acids. The record is from RefSeq and is a predicted model, not a curated record. The transcript is spliced from 2 exons. Gene Ontology annotation, molecular function: electron transfer activity. Lineage: Eukaryota; Viridiplantae; Streptophyta; Magnoliopsida; Fabales; Fabaceae.
UCAGAUUUCACAUUCACCUUGUUUUGUUUAGCCAGAAUGGGUGUGAAGUUUACAGAUGCAGUGAUGAUAAUAGUUAUAAUGAGUGGUUCAAUAUUUUCAGUGAGCAUGGCCAACAAGGAUUGGUUCCCUGCUUUCAACUACACUGAUUGGUGGUCCAGAUUUGGGAAUCAUCAUCAAAACAAAACACAGCACCAACCAACCCAGAUUCUUGUGGGUGGUUCUCAGCAUUGGCGCUUUGGCUACAACUACACUGAUUGGGCUAUCAAGAACGCCCCUUUCUACCUCAAUGAUACUCUAGUGUUCAAAUAUGAUGCUCCAAAUGCCACCACUUUCCCACACAGUGUGUACAUGUUCAAAAACUAUGGGAGUUUCUUCAAGUGUGACAUAAAAAAGGCUAAAAUGUUGGCAAGUCCGGUGCAAGGUGGAGGAGAGGGGUUUAAGUUUGUGUUGCAGAAAUGGCAGCCUCAUUACUUUGCCUGCGGUGAGAGAAAUGGUUUCCAUUGCAACAAUGGCACCAUGAAGUUUGCUGUCAUGCCGAUGUUUCGUCCCUUCUGGCCGUGGCCAUGAUAAAACUGCACCAAAUAUUGAAACUAGAUAUACUUUUGCUUUUCUUUAUUAUAUGUUUAGUCUUAUGUUUUCUGAAAAUAAGUU